Molecule: messenger RNA, 4296 nt
Organism: Lithohypha guttulata
Lineage: Eukaryota; Fungi; Ascomycota; Eurotiomycetes; Chaetothyriales; Trichomeriaceae
Exons: 2
Coding region: 1-4296 (1431 amino acids)
Biological process (GO): telomere maintenance
Cellular component (GO): chromosome, telomeric region
Molecular function (GO): DNA binding
Source: RefSeq, a predicted model, not a curated record
AUGGAGACAACCCAAGAGAACGAAGAAACGUGUGAUGCGUUGAGGAGCGGCAGGCGCGUGCAUGUCGCUGAUAUCGAGACCAGCACUGAACCUGCAGAUCAAUAUCUCGAGGCAGCUGUGAUACUCGUCUGGCCUUACUCUAGCUCAACUGGAGAGCUGUCCCUCUUACUAGCAGAACGCGACGUCGUCCUUCGAAAGGCUACAGGCCAGGUCAAAGUCACCUUCCAUGGACUGUGUGCGAGAGAAGUUGCUCAGACGAGGAUUGGAAUUGGCGAGAGCCUCAAGUUGAGCUUGGAGAAUGUCCAAGUGAUCAGAGAAUCGGAUGAAGUCUCUACACCAGGCAAGAAGGCCAACUUCACUUUGCAUUACAACACCGCGGUUCAAUUAGAGAUCUCUCAUACAGAUGGCUCGACUCAACAAGUCAACCUUGUCCCUCUCCCCUCGCCUACCAUUACUGCCUUCUCCAGCCCAGUCCGCAAUGGCCAUACCAAUGGCUAUAACACACCACAACAUGAAAGCAGCACGUACAAUCCUCAUGGAAUGUUGCCUACAAAGGCUACUCCUGCCAUAAGAACUGGCCCAAGGGUGUCUUCAAACUCUUUUCCAGGUUCUUUCGUCGACCCAUUCACUGAAGAAGAUGGUUCUACACCCGGACGCGGUCGCAAAAGAACCAAGUUUGCCAGGCACAGCGGUGCUUGGAGACUUGCAGAUCUUGGAGAUGAAUCAAUUGCGGUUGAAUCUGAAAACAACAAUCUUACCCCUGCGAGUGAGCCCGCAUCAAACCAGGUCAUAAUCUCUCCGAUGGAGCAGGAGGCUACUGCAGCAACUUCCACUACACUACCCUCUGCUGAGGUUUCUGGUGCUACGGAACAGCACAAAUUAGAACAGCAGAAUAUUGCUGACAUUGAACCUGACCUCGAGCUCGCAAGCAUUGAACAUCUAUCGACACCGGAUCCACAAGAUCCACUUCUUUCUGUUGAAUCUCCUGCUAAGGACAAGCAGCGACUCAUGCGUGAACGACCUUCGCUUGGCAGCGACAGCAUGCCAACCCCAAGAAUCCAAGCUCUAGCUUCUCCAGGCCUACCACUUGUAUCACCUCUGUAUCAACGAUCUGAUUACUUUCCCAGAUUCGAGAGACAAAUGUCCGAGCUUGAUGCAAGUGCUGAGCCACAAGGCCUCCUGCAAGUACCUCUACAGAUUGAUGCGAUGCGAACAGCAAUCAAUGAGCCAUUGUCGUCGCAAGCUAUAGAAUCUUCGCAAUUUGCCAUUGCUCCUUCUCCAGCAGAAGACCUUGGCCCACAGUCAGCAGUGCAUUUUACAAGUACCACGGAAACCGAAGUUGAUCUGGAUGCGCUGCAACAACAGAUUGAACUUGAGAAUGCACCCAUCUUUGAGACUCUAGUCUUCCCAGAUGUUGUCGAGAAUGAGGAUCUUUAUGGUCCUCCUGUAAUUUCAAAAUCAGGCCCACAAUCUCAAAUAGAGGUUCAACCUGUUGAGCACAUUAUGCAGAAGGAGUCGCCCAUUACUCUUCCUAUACCGAGUCCUGGUAAGGCUGCUAUUCUGGAUGACCUGGACGAUGACGACCAGGACUUGAAUUUGAUUGACUUCCAAGGAGUACACAACAUUGAGAGGAACUCCGUGGUAUCGGACGACGGUGACAUUAUUGGCGAGCCUGGAGGAUACUUCUCGUCUAUGCAGUCUGUGCUUCUUCAUGGUAGAGAUGAGACUCUUGAUGCUCCAUCGGAGCAUAUGGAAUCCACGUCACAAUUCACCAUUCCUCCUCAAAGCUAUUCAGUAACUUUCGACUCAAAGGAAAAGACUGAUGAUCACGAUAACGUCCCGCACGUCAAUCGAGAUGCAUCUACGGACACCAAACUAGUCUCGCCGGAAGUGUAUGGACACGGAGAUCCAGAUGAGGCACAAAUUAACCCAGGUAUAAUGCAAGGCUCAAACAGCCCGAUGGAAGUCGAGGACGUAGAAGUUGAACCACAGUCAGCUGCAAACCAGAAUAUUAUGGAUGUCUCAUCAGAUGAUACGGAAGAACCGCCACGGCUACGCUUCAGACCUGCUUCGCGGCAGCAAGAACAUUAUCUCGGCUUCGGUUUUGCCACAGAGAGGGCUUUUCAGGCCACUGAUCUUGCUGAUCUAGGACAAAGCGGAUUGCCUACAGCACAAGCUACGCAAAGUGGCCUCCAACAAGGAGACGGUGAAACAGCAACGAGGAAUGAUCUGUCCGAAGAGCUGCCGCCAACAUCAGCGGACACUCAGCAGAUCUUCUCAGCGGAGCGACCCCAUACAACAGGAGGAGAUUCUGCCAAUGAUAGACUAUCCGCUCCUGUAGAGGAAGUAGCAAUGACCACAGCUCGAAAAAUGCCACCACGGACGACAACUGCAUCGUCGUUGCCAGGUAGUAUUUAUAGCGACUACUUUACGCCUCGCAAGUCAGCUCCCACGUCAAAAAUUGAUCGAUCUCCAAGGAGAACUAGAUCUUCUGCCACUGGUGAGGAAGAAGAGACGGUAAGCUCGCAACCCGUCGUAUCUGGUCGCGAUAACGAAACCUUGCAGUCAGCAUCACCCAAUGUGCUUGGUGUUACCGAAAUGCAAGCAGAUCCUGUCCCGCCACCUCUACUGAGUCGAGGAGCAAGCACUCACCAUACUUACUUCGCUAAUUUGUCGUCCUUGAGAGAUCACUUUAACCAAUUUGUCGAUGUUCUAGCAAUAUCUGUGGAAGACACGUAUGCUCCUGAACGUGCAAAAGCUGGUCCCAAGGACUAUUUCACCACAUUUCAUCUUGCAGACUCCUCGCUUAACUCGGACGGAAACUCUACAAUACAGGUGCAAAUAUUUCGACCUCGAAGAAAUGUCAUACCAAUACUUCGACGUGGAGACGUGAUGUUGAUGCGAAACUUCAAAGUCCAGUCUCAGUCGCACAAGAUGUCCCUGCUCAGCCACGAUAGCUCCGCCUGGGCCGUGUUCCACCUCGAAGCUGCUACUGACGACCAAGCAAGCAGAAUAUCAGUGACUGUAUCCGGUCCACCAGUUGAGUUUGGCGAUGCCGAGGAGAAGUUGGUCAACGAAAUUUUCGAAUGGUGGGCGCGAGAUGGUCAAUCACUUUUUUCUGAGCGUCCAGCCAGCGAACAGCCUCCGACUGACCAAGGUCAAACGAGCACACGCAAAACCAGAAGAACAACCGCAACCUCAGAUUUGGAUGUAAGAAGAAGUCCCAGGGCCGCGAGAAACGUCCGUGAGGCUAGCACGGACGACGCUACUUUAGGUACUGUUCCACUGCGAAGUCCGACUUUUGUCCCGAUAUCCCCAACACGUUCUCUCAGAAGUUCGAUACCUCCACCUUCAACGUCCGUUGUCAGUCCAACCUCGCCGACCUCGGCGACACGACCCCGAACACGCAGUACAACACAGCACUUGCGUUCACUCUCGGCCACAACUACAGGCCCCAUGGUGGCACUUAACGAGGAGGACGAGCUCCUUUUACCAAGCGCCGAAGAAACUAGAAAGAGUCCUGGUACAAUGAAAGUGAGAUCCAAUAUGGCUGACAGCUCUGCUACACACAAUCGACAAGCUUACGGCUUAGAUGGCGUGAUCCCAAGCACUCCCAUCGCUGAUGCAGCUAGAGGUGAUGAUGUACACAGCAAUAGCGCUAGCACCAGACGACAUCGUCAUGAACGUCGCUCAAUAGGUCUCGUUCAUGAGUUACGGGAUGGAACACAAUGGGUGGAUGUGGAAGAGACCGAGGUCGUCAGCGUCAGUGCUAGCGAGCAAACAGACGACUCUGGAGUUGAGGAAACGGAACAAGGUCUGACACUCUCUAAGGCAAACGACUCAGACGAUGGUGAACAGGUCCAACGAUCCACUGCAGGUGCCCGUAGCUUCACUGGUAUACAGGACGAAGGCACAACUAUUGAUGAGACUACAGCACAAGGGGAAGCCCAGCCAGUCAGAAUGAAAGGGUCCGCCAACAAUACAACAGAACUUACACCAGCUAGGCGUGGCCGUGGUCGAUCACGAAAGGAAGUUGAAACAGAGUCAGAUGCUAGUCCAAUGCAGACUCACGAAGAGCCACGAGUGACACCUGGCACACGUCCUCGAGGUCGACCACGCAUGUCUCGAGCACAAAGACAAGCUUCGGCUGCUAGGAAGAGCAUGACCGCCGUCAGUGAAGCAGGUGAAAGUAGCGAGGUUAUUGCCACAAGAAGUAUAGACAAGGAUCGUGACGACGAAGACGAUGUGAAUGACAAUGUCCAUGAAUUAAGGGAUGGUGCUCGUUACCAGGACUGA